AGGAGAGAGGAGAGAGAGUGAGUGAAAGAGAGAGUGUAGCAGGAGAGGAGCGGUAGCGGGAGUAUUGGAGUACAACACUACAUGGAUCGCAGAAAUGGCGGCGAUCCCUUGGCGCCACCCCGGCCCCCGAAGCUAUUACCGCGCGUGCAUCGACCAAGGGCGCCGGAGCCGACAGCACUAAGUGGUGUCCAGGGAGGAGCAUCCGUGGCAUCGACAGCAGCAACCACAGCAGCAAUCCACAAUAAUAAUUCACAGCAGCAACAACUUAGUAUUAACGCAACGACGACAGCGACAGCGACAGCGACAGCGAUAGCGACGACGAUAAAUAAUAACACGAUAUCGAUAAUACCCGCAUCACCGAUUUCGGCCGAUUACGAUUCCGAUUAUCAGAUCCAUCAUCUGACAUUUCUGCCACAGCGACCGAGCAGCUUGAGUCGCAACAGCAGCAACGCCUCCUCAUCGACAGCGACUGCGACUAGCAGUAGCACGGGAACGGGAACGGGCACCGGCACGGGCUCGGGCUCCAUUUCCGUAUCCGGUUCGAGCUUCCGCAGACGGCCGCCAGCACCGGCGCCACUGUUGAGCCUAGCAUCCGCGGCGGAGAACAACAACUUCCUUAGUCAUUUCCAAACCAGCGCUGAUCAACCAGUGCCCCAGUCUCCAGUCACACUGGCGCAACCGCGACCCGAGUCCGAGAGGCUAACGAACGAGUAUGUGGACACGCCGCUGCAGCAUGCCACGCGCAUGCAGCAUCCGGCUGGGCAGCAGGACAAUGGCCAGACGACAACGCAUCAUUUGCUGUUGCUGCCACAGCGGCAGCAGCACCAUCAGCACCUGCAGCACCUGCAACACCCACACCCGCACCAGCACUCGCAUCACCAUCAGCAAUCCUCCUUUGGCCAGCAGCCACCUCAUGUCCGGCUGGGAGCGACGACGGCGGCAACGACGGCGACGCAGGGAGGAGCCGGAGCCGGAGCAGGAGCAGGAGCAGGAGGAAUCGAUCAUACCGAUGGCUUAUUACAUUCACAUUUGCACUCCACAACGCCAGCGCAACAGCAGCAGCAUCACCUAAGCAAAGGACAACCCGCCACAAAGCCUCGACUGGGACUGGGACUGGGCUUGGGCUUGGGCCUGGGUCUGGGACUGUCGCAGCAGCCCAUCACGCAACCCAUCAUCACCAAGCAGCCGACAGCCACAACACCCGCCACGCAGACGCUCCAGUCGCAGACGCAGACGAGCAAGGAGCACAUGCACGCACUGGAGGAGCUGCUGCAGGCCCAGCCCGGCAACGGAGGCGGCGGACCCGGACCCAUUGUGAUGGGGGGCGAUCCGACGCUAAUGAUACCCAUUGUGUGUCCGCGGUGCGGCCGCUGCCGCUGCGAGCAGUGCCAGAGUCCGCGCCCGCUGCCCCAGACAUGGGUCUGCAACAAGACCUGUCUGUGCAGCGCCGAGUCCAUCAUCGACUAUGCCUCCUGCUUGUGCUGCGCCAAGGCGUUGUUCUACCACUGUGCGCGGGACAACGACAUGGACUGCGAUGACGGCAACGGCACCCCGUGUGUGGACAAUCCCUGCUCCUGCGGCCCCUACAAGCGCACCCAGAGAUGGGGCUGGCUGGGGGCACUGUCGAUUGUGCUGCCAUGCCUGUGGUGCUACUGGCCGAUGCGGGGUUGCAUGAAGCUCUGCGAGAAGUGUUACGGGCGGUUUGCGGGCCGCGGGUGUCGCUGCCAGGGCGUGGGCGGGGCAGGCGGCAUUGGCUCCACCAGCAGCAUGCUGCCGAUUGUGCCACUGGGCGUCAACGGAGCCAACGGCGGACUCGGCGGCGGCCUCAAUGGGACGACCAACGGAGGGCAGAUCGGCGGAGCAGGCAUGGGACCCUUGAGCCAGGCCAAUGGCAAGGCCAUUGAUCAUGGCUGCAGUGCGGCCGCCAGUCGCAUCCUUCGCAAGGGCGACCUCACCCCCGAGAAGCGGCUCCUCGACUCCAGUCCGGACUACUAGAGGGGGGAGUCUGUGGU
Messenger RNA from Drosophila persimilis, 2012 nucleotides. RefSeq names its product protein sprouty (gene sty). The record is from RefSeq and is a predicted model, not a curated record. Gene Ontology annotation, cellular component: cytosol; membrane. The transcript has a single exon. Lineage: Eukaryota; Metazoa; Arthropoda; Insecta; Diptera; Drosophilidae. Gene Ontology annotation, biological process: negative regulation of MAP kinase activity; negative regulation of fibroblast growth factor receptor signaling pathway; animal organ development. Bases 82 to 1995 code for a protein of 637 amino acids.